CGCUGAUACUCCACCGUCCGCUCACAGCUACUGACUGACGCACACACAACAACACACACCCGGAAAACACCCGCUGUUCAUCAUGGAGCGAAAAGUGGCGAGGGAAUUUCGGCAUAAGGUGGAGCUGCUGAUUGAUAAUGAAGCAGAGAAGGACUAUCUGUAUGAUGUUCUCCGCAUGUACCACCAAUCCAUGGACAUUCCUGUCCUGGUCGGCGACCUGAAGCUGGUGAUAAAUGAGCCCAAACGCCUUCCGCUGUUUGAUGCCAUCAGACCCCUGAUUCCUCUGAAGCACCAGGUGCAGUACGACCAGCUCACGCCCAAGAGAUCCAGGAAGUUGAAGGAAGUCCGUCUGGAUCGCACACAUCCUGAGGGUCUGCGGGACUUCGCGGAUCCCGAAAAGGACAUAGGGGAGCAUCAGGUCCCAGUCACGUUUAUCGUCCCAGUCGCGUUUAUCCUCCGCGACCACCUGUCUCAACAUCUGCUUGAGCAUUUGAUUGAAGCGUUCGACCAGUCCGUUGGUCUGGGGAUGGUAGACAGUGGUCCUCAACUGCUUCACCCGCAACAGCCGGCAGAGGUCAGCCAUCAGCCGGGACAUAAAGGGGGUCCCCUGGUCGGUCAGGAUCUCUGCUGGGAUGCCGACUCGGCUGGAGAGCAGGAAGAGUUCCUGGGCAAUGGCUUUGGCGUUGGCUUUUCGGAGGGGCACUGCCUCAGGGUACCGGGUGGCAUAAUCGACGAUCACCAGGAUGUGUUCAUGUCCCCGGGCAGACUUAGGCAACGGCCCCACAAGGUUGGCGAUGAGAUUGUGCGUAUUAAUGGCUACUCCAUCUCCUCCUGCAUUCAUGAGGAGGUCAUCAAUCUCAUUAAGACCAAGAAGAUUGUGUCUCUUAAAGUCCGCCACGUGGGAAUGAUUCCUGUCAAGAGCUCCUCUGAAGACCCUCUGAAGUGGCAGUUUGUGGAUCAGUUUGUGUCUGAAUCAGGGGAGAAAAAGACUAGUGUGGCUGGUUUGGCUUCGGUUGGAGGGAAAGAAAUCAAGGAAAAGAAAGUUUUCCUUAGUUUGGUGGGCACCAAAGGCAUGGGAAUCAGCAUAUCUAGUGGACCAACACAGAAACCAGGCAUCUAUGUGAGCAAUGUGAAGCCGGGUUCAGUCUCAGCUGAAGUGGGCUUACAGGCUGGUGACCAGAUUGUGGAGGUCAAUGGGGUGGAUUUCACCAACCUGAGUCAUCAUGAAGCAGUGCGAGUGUUAAAGAGCAGCAGGAGUCUAACCAUCACUGUCCUCACUGGAGCUGGAAGAGAGCUGUUUAUGACGGAUGAGGAGCGGCUGGCGGCUGAAGCUCGUCGUGAGCUUGAAAGACAAGAGCUAAUGCAUCAGAAGAGAGUGGCAUUAGAGACCAACAAAGUCAUCAAAGAACAGCAGGAGAAAGAGCGCCAGCGGAAGAUGGAGGUAUCACAGAAGACUGCAGAGGAAGAAGAACGCUAUCGCAAAGAGAUGGAGAGAAUUGAAGCCGCGGAAAAGAAGCACCACAAAGAGUGGGAAGAAGAUUGGGGUUCCAAGGAAAAAUCCAAAUCUCCUUCCCCCUCCCCCUCUCCCUCACCCCCACCACCUGCACGUAAUGCACCUUCACCCAAACCCAAAACCUCCACUGCUGAGUCCGAUGAAGAAGAGAUCGGAGAAGGAUUUCAAAAACAUGUGGAUGAUUUUGAUCCAUAUUCCAUGUUCACGGCUGAGGAGAUAGCUGGCAGAGAUGUACGACUUUUGAGAAUUAAGAAGGAAGGGAAGCUUGAUCUAGCCAUAGAGGGAGGAAUCGACUCCCCAUUGGGAAAGAUUGUGGUGUCGUCCAUCUAUGAGGGAGGUGCGGCAGAUAAACAUGGUGGUGUCGUGUCAGGUGAUGAGAUCAUGGCUGUGAAUGGAAAGAUCCUGACCGAUGGGACUUUAGCUGAAGGACAAACCUCAUUGGCUCAGGCCUGGAACAGUGGAGGGGACUGGAUUGACCUGGUCAUCGCAGUGUCUCCACCGAAGGAAUAUGAAGAUGAAGUCCCUAAAACAGCAUCAGUCAGACCCACUGCAAAGAAAAAGGUUUUCCAAGGCAGUGCCCCUGUGUACAGACAGGGCUACGUCCUUCAGAUGAGGACCCCCCAUGCACUAACCUGAUCGCCACUAGCCCAGUGGUAAAAGCCCCCCAAACCCAUCCAUACCAUUCUGCAGUGUGCAUCAUGUACAUGUGACAAUCUCUUUGUCAAUCUAGAAACCCACCCAGAUGUUUUCAGUUGGGG
Molecule: messenger RNA, 2271 nt
Organism: Sinocyclocheilus rhinocerous
Lineage: Eukaryota; Metazoa; Chordata; Actinopteri; Cypriniformes; Cyprinidae
Product: harmonin-like
Exons: 21
Coding region: 83-2149 (688 amino acids)
Biological process (GO): sensory perception of sound; inner ear receptor cell stereocilium organization; retinal cone cell development
Cellular component (GO): stereocilia ankle link complex; photoreceptor inner segment; cilium
Molecular function (GO): protein binding
Source: RefSeq, a predicted model, not a curated record